AUGGCUAAGAAUGAUUCUAAAGAUGAUUCGCUAUCAUCUGAAAUAUCUGUAUUCUCUACCACUAAAAAAAAUGAUUGUUCAUCAGCUAUAUGUGCAACUGUACCUGUACCAAUAACCACUAUUGCUAAUUAUCCUAAUAAUAAAGUAUGCAUUCUCCAGCCGACCACUUUAUUGACCCACGGUGCAUUACCUUUAAUUGGCGAUAAGAAGAAUGAUAAUGAUAGUACGAUUGUUAAUGGUAUGCAACAACAAUCUAACAAAUCGUUUAUUGAAAAAUCUUGUGAUCUAAAGAAAUCAGAAGUAAAAUGUGGUUUUUGCAAUCGAACACGUUACGUUAUACUUCUUAUAUCGGUUCUAAGUUUAACCGCUACACGUGGAAAUGAGAUGACCUUUAAUUUAGCAGUUAUAUGCAUGACAUCAAAUGCUACUGUUGAAGGGGUGGAAUCAGUGGAAAUAUCAUCUCGAGAAACGAGUACGAUAUUUGCGGGAGGUGGUAUAGGUGCGGUAAUAUUCGUUUUACCAAUCGCUUAUGCACUUCAUUAUUUCGGAUUACAGAUUGGUUUUAGCAUUCUUCUUCUUCUUUCCUCAUUUGGUACAGCAUUAAUGCCAGUUGCUGCACAUAAUGGUGUUCCGUGGAUGGUAUGCGUCCGUGUUAUGCAAGGUAUUGCUUUGGCUUCUGUUAUGCCAUUGAUAGGUUGUAUUAGCGCAAAUUGGGCUCCUAUGGCAGAAAUUG
Molecule: messenger RNA, 733 nt
Organism: Acanthocheilonema viteae
Lineage: Eukaryota; Metazoa; Nematoda; Chromadorea; Rhabditida; Onchocercidae
Source: the annotation of a GenBank genome assembly